AUGCGUGUCGCUGGGGAGAAGACCCAGGCGCUUGUUCUGUCCCAGUGGGCCCGCGACGCAUCGAGGCUCUCCAUCCGGGUCGCCGGAGCGGAGGUCACCGGUGGUGCCACACUGCGUCUCCUGGGCGUCUCUUUCGACCGGCUGCUACACUUUGGAGCCCACUGCAACGAACUACGUAAGAAGGUGCGCCCCCGUACGGCCCACCUUCGUCGCAUGACCGGUAGGAGCUGGGGCCUGACCGAGCGGCAGCUGAGAACCGUCGCUAACGGCUACGUACGGGGUGCACUGGAGUAUGCGGCGGGUGCGUGGCUGCCUGCUGCGUCGGAGAGCCACCUCACCCUGAUUGACCGGGAGCUGAGAGCUGCCGCCAGGGUGGUGACGGGCUGCCUAGCGUCGACCCCGUCACACGCCCUGAUGGCGGAGGCGGGCCUCCCCACUGCAGCACACAUGUGCCGCGACAUUAGAGCGGCGCGGCAGCUAGCUCUGGCGGCCUCGCUGCCUGCAGGGGACCCGCUCAGAACCCUGGCUGACUCGUCGCCACCAAGACGUCUUGCAGCGACCCUCGGCUGGCGAGACAGAGGCCGUGAGGUGUUCGCCCGCCUGUCGCCGGGGGGCGAGCCUCUCACCAUCAAGGAGCGGCUCCAUGUCUCCGCCCCGCCAUGGCAGGACGGCGGAGAGGUGUCCUUCCACCUGGAGGUAGGCCCCGACGGCUCCAGGGACCGCCCGCCGGAGCUGAGAAGAAGGGCGGCGGAGGAGCGAUUGGAGUCGUUCCCGGCGGACGCCACCUGGAUCUGGUCGGAUGGCUCAGCCGAGGAAGGAGUGCACCGCGGUGGAGGAGGAGCGCUGAUCGUGGCCCCCGACGGUGCCACAAGAGAGGUCCGUGUCGCCGCUGGCCGCCUCUGCUCAAGUACGCGAGCAGAGCUGUUUGCGCUGAGGGCCGCGCUGGAAGAUCUGACUUCGACACCAGACCGGGAUACGACGCGCCCGAUUAUCAUCUGUCUCGACUCAAAAGCGGCACUGGCUCUCCUCAAGAGCGGUCCAGCGGCCCAGCGGACGCCGGUAGCAGCCGACAUCUGGAAGGCGCUACAAGGCAUCAGUGCGACCGGCCAGCCCAUCCAGCUGCAGUGGGUGCCGGCGCACUGUGGGCUGCCGCUGAACGAAAGAGCGGACGGCCUCGCCAAGGAGGCCAGUGCCCUGCCACAAGAGGACACACCCAUAGAUGUCACCACAGUGACCAGAGCGGCUGCCCGCUCAGCUUCUACGAGGUGGAGGGAGGCCUGGCCGGACGGGUGGCACAAGGAGAUCUGGGGCUCCCGCCUGCCGGGCCCGGUGGAGGGCGAAGACCGCUGCUCUGCGAUUGACGUCCACCAGCUCCGAGCCGGCCACUGGUCCUGCUCGGAGCAGUACCUUCACCGCAUCGGCCGCCGACCGACGCCCGAAUGCGAGCAGUGUGGCUCCGUGAGGUGCCCGGCCGCGCUGUGCCGUGUGUGCCGAGAGGAGGCCGACACCCCGCGGCACGUCCUGCUGCGUUGCCCGGCGCUGGCGGGACGCCGCCUGGCACGAGUGGGCACGAUCCACCCUACGGUGACCGAGCUACAGGACGACGGCGUGGUGGCGGCCUUGGCCGCCGGCUUUCGAGCCCAACUGAGCCGUCUGGCUACGCCCCCCUAG
Molecule: messenger RNA, 1671 nt
Organism: Amphibalanus amphitrite
Lineage: Eukaryota; Metazoa; Arthropoda; Thecostraca; Balanomorpha; Balanidae
Exons: 1
Coding region: 1-1671 (556 amino acids)
Molecular function (GO): nucleic acid binding; RNA-DNA hybrid ribonuclease activity
Source: RefSeq, a predicted model, not a curated record